GGCGGGGCGGGCGCGCAGGGCAAAGCGGAUGCCGAGCGAGUUGUGCGAGGGCAAAAAUAGCAGUCGUCCCCGGUUUGGUGCCUUUGCCUCUGAGAGCCAGGAACUGCUGUGCUACCUCGCAGAAAACGUAGCCGUGCCUUUCAAGUUUUCUGUUCUGACCAGUAAAUGGCCCGUUACGUUCCAUAACGUUUACUUGGAGCUCGAGAUAUAUUCUUGCUAGUUGGCUUUGGCAUAUUUCGAGAAGUUGUGUUCUUCUUGUCCCGGAUAAUGUUGCAGUUCUUCUUUCAGUCAGGCACAGAAAGAGGCAUACCAUUAACAUGCAUAGAAAUCCGUUUUUCUGGACUUCUGAACUAAUUUCAAUCUUUUGAAUUCUCCCAGGUUCUCAGGCUAGUUUUUGCUGUUGCAUGUAACGAACAACAUCGGAAGCAGCAGCGUUUCAUCUUUAGCUUAUAUUGUGAAUGCAACGGUUGAGUGGUUUCAAAUUUUGUCUCAGAUUUAUCUCAGUCUUUAAUGAUGUGAGGGCAUAAUUUCUCAAGUUGUAACAACACAGCUCAAUGCUUUCCUUAAGCUUCCGUAGUCGGGCAGUAACAGCCUGUCUUAUUAACUAUUUACAGCUGUGUAGAAGUUUAAAGACCUUCUCUUUUUCUAUGCAGUCUUGAUAUAACUCCAGUAUUAUGGAGGCAGAAAGGCUGUAUUUCCUAGGUAAUUUUCACAUUUUGCUUCCUCCCUAAGACUAUAAAUCAUUCACAGCUAUAAAGAUUAAUUUUCCUGUUACAAAGAUGGAACUGAUUAGACUAUACAAAGACCAGCCAGUCAGAGUUAAUAGGUAUUAAUAUUGUAGGAUAUAAGCUCUUAGCCAUGAAUAAACCUUAAUGUAAGUACCUCAUCUAAUAGAAGGAACAUUUCCUGAGAAAACAAUUGCUUUCAGAGGAUGAUGGUUACCCAUCUAACUUUUGUGUUCUUGAAAAUUUCCCUUUAAAUAUUUAGAGAAAUAGCCGGCCUAUUAACUCUCCUAAAUUGUCAUUUAUAGAUUUUGUAUUUUAAGUGAUAGCUUUAAGUGAAAUAAUGAUAUUAAUUACAAGAUAGUAAAAAUAUUAGCAUAUUUUGGGUUAUGUGAUACUUCUAACUCAGCUACACCUGAAAAAUGGUUUCAUUUCUCCCUGUCAAUCUCAGGCCCUAGACCAACUGCAGCUGAAGCAUGCUUUUGAUGAAAGAAUCUCAGUAAUCAGAGAGUCACACUGAGGGCUCCUUCCUCAUGGAAAUGAGGACAUGUGAUAGGGAAGAUGGCACCUUCUCAUCUCGCACCCCAAGCAGAAGGCAGCCAUAGCUCAGAAGGGAUGGAGCUGGAGAGCCCAUGCUGGACUUCAGAGGCAUGGCUACUAAGCUCUUCCAUGUUGAUGUUUCUCAAUAAAAUAUGUCUGCUUCAGCAAAACCAGCAUAUUCACUUUUUGUUUUUAAAUAAUUAUAUUAAAAACAUAAUGAGCAGUUCUGCUAAAGCCAUACUGCAAGAGCUCCAUGUGGAGGUGUACAAAUCUACAGAAAUCUAGCAUUCAUUUAAUGAAUAUGUUACAGUAUAACAACACUUAAAUUUUGUUCUCUGGCCCUAGUCUUAGCAUUAUCUGUGUGGAAUAUAAAUUUAUAGAAGAUAAAAUAAUUAUGGUGCAUCUGACUUGAAAGUCAGACUGACUUGAAAGUCUGACUUGAAAGUCUCUUCCUUUUCACUUUUAGUCACCCAAAGCUGAAAGUGGUAGAAAUAACAGUGAUACCACUAGAUUUGUUUCAAUUCUCCUCAUAGAAUCCUUUGAUUAAAACUAAGCAAAACGUGAUGAAAAGAUAAAGAUUUCUUUACAGAUCAUAAACAUAAUUAAAAUGGAAUGGACUAACUAGAUAGAGAGCCUUUUCUACCAGUAGAAAUGCCUACUUUUUCUCCAUUCACUGAUGAACCUAUGGCCUAUGAACCUUUUCAAUGACAGCAAAUAUCACCAAAAACUCUAGAGAGGGAGUUAUAGUUUUGGUACACACAUACAUAGCUGCUAUUAUAACUUAAACACUGGUAUGCAUCUUUACUACUCAAUAUGACCUUCAAAUGUGAUGAUGUGUGGGAAUUUAACUGCUACUGAAAAUACCUGUAGAUACACUAAAAGCAACCCUUAUGUCUGGGUUUUUGGCAGAGAAACUGUAACAUCAGUUUGUUUCUUCUUUUACAGGUUCAUCCUUCAACCUAGUAUCAGUUAAAAUAGAAGACUACGCAGAAUGAUUGCUGUUAGCACAGAGUUACUUAUGGAGGCACAAAAAAUAAAUGAAAAGCUCAUUUCUUCAGAGUCAUCACCACUUUGAGAGCAUUGACUGUAAAAUGGAUUUAGGAUUAAAAGACCGUACCAACAGGACACCUACCAGGAACACCUCUGCUACUACAAAGAAUUUUUCUGCCUGGGAAGACUAUAAGAGUAGUGUUGAUGACAUACAGUACUUUCUUAUUGGGCUGUACACACUUAUAAGUCUGGCUGGCUUUAUGGGAAAUCUGCUUAUACUAAUGGCCCUACUAAAGUGCAAGCAGAAGACGAUAAUAAACAUUCUCAUAGGUAACUUGGCCUUUUCUGACAUCUUGGUUGUGCUGUUCUGUUCGCCUUUCACACUGACAUCCGUCCUGCUUGAUCAGUGGAUGUUUGGCACUGUCAUGUGCCAUGUAAUGCCCUUCCUCCAAUGCGCAUCAGUUCUAGUUUCAACUUUGAUGUUAAUAUCUAUUGCUGCAGUCAGGUACCGUAUGAUAAAAUAUCCCCUUUCUAGCAAUCUAACAGCAAAACAAGGCUAUUUCUUAAUAGUGACCAUUUGGGCCUUUGGCUUCACAAUUUGCUCCCCUCUACCAGUUUUCCACAAAAUUGUGGACCUCAGCAAAACUCUGAAUUUAGAGGCACUGGAGAACAGACUCUUGUGUAUCGAGUCAUGGCCUUCCGAUUCCUAUAGAAUUGCCUUUACAAUAGCCUUACUGUUCAUGCAGUACAUACUGCCGCUGGCGUGUUUAACUGCUAGUCACACGAGCGUCUGCAGGAGCAUAGGUUCUAGACUGUCAAACAAGGAAAACAAGUUUGAAGAAAAGGAGAUGAUAAACCUAGCUCUUCAUCCCUCUAAGAGCACUAGCACACAGGUGCAGUCCUCUGGGCACUCCAGGUGGAGCUGUGCCUUUGGCAAAAAGCACCACAGAAGAUAUAGCAGGAAGACUUCAAGUGUGAUGCCAGCUAUUUCAAGGCAUCAUCAGGAUACUCAUUCAAGAGAUCUCCCAGAAACCUCUGGCACAGAAAAAAGUCAGCUCUUUUCCUCCAGUAAAUUCAUCCCUGGGAUUCCUAUCUGUUUUGAAAUGAAACCAGAAGAAAAUACAGAGAUCCAGGACAUGAUUACAGUAUCCCGAUCCAUUGUCAGAAUUAAGACAAGAUCAAGGAGAGUUUUUUGCAGACUGACAGUGCUAAUCCUAGUUUUUGGUUUCAGUUGGAUGCCUCUUCACCUUUUCCACAUUGUGACAGAUUUUAAUGCCACUCUCAUUUCUAACAGACAUUUUAAAUUAGUAUAUUGCAUAUGCCAUUUAUUGGGUAUGAUGUCCUGCUGCUUGAAUCCCAUCCUCUAUGGGUUUCUUAACAACAGCAUAAAAGCUGAUUUAAUGUCCCUUAUCCCAUGCUGCCAAAUACUAUGAUUUUAUGUGCCCCAAGAUAAAGUAAAACAAACAAGUAUGGCUUUCAAGCCUACUGGCGUGCAUAGCUGUAAAAGAUAUGUAAAAGAUAUUAGUUUAGUUUACUUAGUCUGACUUGGUUAUGAUUAGUAGCAUUUUAUGUGAAUGUAUAGCUCUAUGGCUGCAUGUAUUUCUUGCAUUGGGCAGAACUAUAUACAUAUGUUAUAACAUUUCCCUAUCUGUUACAAGUAGGAAACCAUGCCCAGUGUACAAAACCGGAAUACCAUUUUCAUUACCUGAAAUGUUGGCAAUCUGUACUUUGGAAUUAUACAGAAUAUAUAAUGAAUAAUAAAUGUAAGACAGACUACUUAGACAUAUCAGUAUUAACUGUCAUAAAACUAUAAUAAAAUACAUAUAAUUUACUAAAUAA
Molecule: messenger RNA, 4091 nt
Organism: Pseudopipra pipra
Lineage: Eukaryota; Metazoa; Chordata; Aves; Passeriformes; Pipridae
Gene: NPY5R
Product: neuropeptide Y receptor Y5
Exons: 3
Coding region: 2300-3685 (461 amino acids)
Biological process (GO): G protein-coupled receptor signaling pathway; chemical synaptic transmission
Cellular component (GO): plasma membrane; neuron projection
Molecular function (GO): neuropeptide binding; pancreatic polypeptide receptor activity; peptide YY receptor activity
Source: RefSeq, a predicted model, not a curated record